AUGGCCAAAAUCAAUACUCAGCACUCGUAUCCUACCACACACAGAAUCUCAGUCAGGACCAUUGAUGAAGAUCUAGAAAGAGUUGAAAAUGGCACCAGCAGGGCUCAUUCCUCAUGUGAGGAUUCCGCAUCAGAACUGCAGCAAGUGAUUACUGUGGAGACCAGAGCCCCGUCUGAAUCCUGCCAAGGUUCCUUCACAAGCCUGAGGCCAGCCAGGCUAUCACGGCUCAUUCUUUCCCUUAGAGCAUGGGCUACAAGACAUAUAAGUCGUGAAGACCAAAGACCAGAUUCCUUCCUGGAGCGUUUCCGAGAGGGAGAACUCAACGAGUUGUCCAGCCGAGAAAGCUACACCCAGUCCAAAUUAGGCAUCCAAGAGGUGUCGGACAGAGGGAAAAGCAAAAAGGAGGAAAAAAAGGAGGAAAAGAAGGAAAAGGAAGAAGAGAAAAAAGAUAAACCUUCAAAGGAAGUAGAAAGGAAGAAAGAAAUCUUUGUGAUAGACCCUUCUAGCAACCUGUACUAUAGGUGGCUGACCAUCAUUGCCAUCCCUGUCUUCUAUAACUGGUGCAUGCUUGUGUGCAGAGCCUGUUUUGAUGAACUUCAAAGUGACCACUUGAUGCUAUGGCUGGUCUUGGAUUAUACUGCUGAUGUCAUCUAUGUUUUGGACUUGCUGGUUCGAAUAAGGACAGGCUUUCUUGAACAAGGUUUAAUGGUCAAGGAUGCAGAGAAACUCAGAAGGCACUACAUGAAGAUGUUCCAGUUCAAGCUGGAUGUACUCUCUCUGGCCCCCACUGAUCUGGCUUAUUUAAAAGUGGGGCUGAACUACCCUGAGUUGAGAUUCAACCGCCUGCUGAAAUUCGCCCGGCUAUUUGAAUUCUUUGACCGCACGGAGACUAGGACCAACUAUCCUAACAUGUUCAGGAUUGGAAAUCUUGUCCUGUACAUUCUGAUCAUCAUCCAUUGGAAUGCAUGUAUCUACUUUGCCGUUUCCAAGCUUAUUGGAUUUGGAACUGAUUCCUGGGUUUACCCCAACAUCUCUAUCCCAGAAUAUGGGCGCCUGUCCAGGAAAUAUAUUUAUUGUCUCUACUGGUCCACCCUGACUCUGACUACCAUUGGGGAGACUCCACCGCCUGUCAAAGACGAGGAGUACCUCUUUGUGGUGAUUGACUUCCUGGUGGGAGUGCUGAUCUUUGCCACCAUUGUGGGUAAUGUUGGCUCCAUGAUCUCCAACAUGAAUGCCUCCAGGGCUGAAUUCCAGGCCAAAAUCGACUCCAUAAAGCAGUACAUGCAAUUCCGAAAAGUGACCAAGGACUUGGAGACCCGGAUCAUCAGGUGGUUUGACUACCUGUGGACCAACAAGAAGACAGUCGAUGAAAAGGAAGUACUCAAAAGCCUCCCAGACAAGCUGAAGGCCGAGAUUGCCAUCAAUGUACACCUGGAUACCCUGAAAAAGGUACGUAUUUUCCAGGACUGUGAGGCAGGCCUCCUAGUGGAGCUGGUCCUAAAGCUUAGGCCUGCCGUGUUCAGCCCUGGUGAUUAUAUCUGCAAGAAGGGGGAUAUUGGGAGAGAAAUGUACAUCAUCAAAGAAGGGAAGCUGGCGGUAGUGGCUGAUGAUGGCAUCACUCAAUUUGUGGUCCUUAGCGAUGGAAGCUACUUCGGGGAAAUCAGCAUCUUAAACAUCAAAGGGAGCAAAUCUGGAAAUAGAAGAACAGCCAAUAUCAGGAGCAUCGGUUACUCUGAUCUAUUCUGCUUGUCCAAAGAUGACUUAAUGGAGUCCCUCACUGAAUAUCCAGAAGCCAAAAAGGCCCUGGAAGAGAAGGGACGGCAGAUUCUAAUGAAGGACAACUUGAUAGAUGAGGAUGCGGCUGGGAGAACAGACCCAGUGGACAUGGAGGAGAAGGUGGAGAGACUUGAGUCUUCCCUGGAUAAUUUACAGACCAGAUUUGCUAGGCUCCUGGCAGAAUAUAAUGCCACCCAAAUGAAAGUCAAGCAGAGACUCAGUAAACUCGAGAGCAAAGUAAAGACUUGUGGGAGUGACUUGUCGGAUGCAGAGAGCAUUGUUGACGGAGAUGCCGAAAAAGCUAAGGGCAAAAACCAAUAA
Molecule: messenger RNA, 2097 nt
Organism: Vombatus ursinus (common wombat)
Lineage: Eukaryota; Metazoa; Chordata; Mammalia; Diprotodontia; Vombatidae
Gene: CNGA3
Product: cyclic nucleotide gated channel alpha 3
Exons: 7
Coding region: 1-2097 (698 amino acids)
Biological process (GO): potassium ion transport; monoatomic cation transmembrane transport
Cellular component (GO): plasma membrane; intracellular cyclic nucleotide activated cation channel complex
Molecular function (GO): voltage-gated potassium channel activity; intracellularly cAMP-activated cation channel activity; intracellularly cGMP-activated cation channel activity
Source: RefSeq, a predicted model, not a curated record